AGCAAGACAAAGAGCCGAAGCAUACAGCGAAAACUACACAGAAAUUGUUUAAAGACAAAAAGGUGAAUUCUGGAGUGGCCAAGUCAAAGCCCAGACCUCAUAUCUGUGGCUGGACUUGAAAAGAGCUGUUCACACUCAAUCCCCUCAUGACCUAACAAAGCUUGAGUAGUUUUGCAAAGAAAAAUUGAGUAAAAUUGCAGUAUUCAGAUGUGCAAGACUAAUUGGGACCUAUCCACGCAGACUCCAUGCUUUAAUUGCGACCACAAGUGCAUCUACUAAAUUCUGACUUGAAAGGGGGGAAUGUUUAUACAAUUGCUUAUUUUGCAUUCAAACACACCUGAGGCAACACGUUCAGGUAUAAGGUGCGAUGAAGAUUAUGUUUAAUCUUCGUGUAAAAGUUCUGUGUAAAUCUUUUAAAAUACUUUUAAGGUGCAUACAGCUAUUGCAACAUUAAUACUUCCUCUUGUAAUUGCGUAAGAGUUGUAUGGGCUUAUUAAAAAGAUGUUGCAAUUUUUGACUUUUUUUUCACUUCAGGGGUUUGCCAGCUCAAUCCUAUAAAAGCAAGACUCUGUGUGUGAUACUCAGAACAUUCUGAGACAACGAUUCAUCAACAUAUAAAAAGAAAUAUCUAAAGGAGCAUAUCCUCAUCCUACUAACCGCAUAAUGGCUGACGUGUAUUUCAAUUUGGCUGCAGCUUUGGAAAGCUACAAACCCGACUCUGUGGAAGCUGAAUCAACGAUCAAGAUCAAAGAACACGAUGCAGAGUGUGACCAACAUUCAGGAAUCGACAUAGAGGUGGUUGAUGAGCCUCAUAACAUGCGGCAGGUGGUAAACCUCGUCAUUGCCUUGCACCGUUUAAAGAAAACCCAGAAGCUGCAGGGCACUGAAUUCUCAGACGAGGAGCUGUGCAACAUUUUCUUUGAGAAUGUGGUGGAAGAGUAUGUGACACCAACAGUCCAUCAAAAAACAACAAAUGCUGCUGACCACUAUGACUCGUCUGAACAACCGCAGCAAAAGUCCUUCAUCUGUGAUGUUCGAAACAAGUUCCUGGUUCUAAGUAAAGGAAUCACCACGGAGCUGCAGGCCAUCACCCUCCAGAGUGGGAACAAGAGCAGAAGGGUCCAACUGGAACUGACUACAUACAAACCCUCGGUCACACCUGACAAAGGCCGACCUAUUGCCUUGGGGGUGGGAGAAGACCUCUACCUCUCAUGCACGUCUUCCUCUGGGAAACCUGUUCUAGGCUUAGAGGUGGUGAAAAAGGAAGACCUGAAGAGCAUCAGUGGCGACAUGAAGCGAUUCCUGUUCAACAAGACGGUCUCUGGACAAACAGUGACCAGCUUCGAGUCAGUGAAGUAUAAAGGCUACUUCAUCAGUACGUCUUACACUGAUGGACAGCGAGUGGACAUGUGCCAGAGUCAGGAUGUCCCGGACCGCCUGACGUCUUUCACACUUGUGUGAAAUGGCCAUUUCUGCCACUAUAUACCAAACACCCAGACAGUAUGUACAAUGUGCAGCCUUUAGUCUGGGUGUUUUUUAAAAACCUGAGCAGAGUUGAAGGGUUCAGAACAGAGUCCUUAAACUCACUGGGAUGGAUUUCCAACCUUAUAUUUGGGGAAAUUUAAUUUGUCAUAGUAAAUACAAAUUGUAUUACCUAACAGCAAGUUAAGUAGAAGUUCAUAUUGAAUUCCUGUGGAUGUCAUUUUAUUCAUUUGUAUUUAUGGAAUUUUUGUGUGGGCUGAAGUUCCUUUGUUUUUAUUUAUUUAUUUAUUUAUGUAUGGUGUUUAUUUAUUAUUCUGCAUAUUCUGUUACAAUUUCUGAUUGAUUUCUGAUUCUGAAUUUCUGAAUGAUCUACAAUUUACCAUGAAUCUACCAUAUAAUCAACCAUGACUUUGCAAAGCAAACAGCAAAUACUGUCCAUGGGUAACUUUCAUACACUGCAUGUGGAAGGAGCAUUGACACAGAGUAACAUGUCAUAAAUCUCUAAUCGUGUUUUUAAUGUAACUCGGAUGUCCUCCAGAAGUGAUAAUAUAGUUGCAUUUAGAUGACCUGCUGUGUUGUAAAUGAUGGAUCUGUUUUGUAUACUUUGUGCUUUGCUUUCAAAAUAAAAGUGUUCAAGAAUCAGA
This is a messenger RNA of Alosa sapidissima (American shad), 2126 nucleotides long. RefSeq names its product interleukin-1 beta-like. NCBI's taxonomy places the organism in Eukaryota, Metazoa, Chordata, Actinopteri, Clupeiformes, Clupeidae. Gene Ontology annotation, biological process: cytokine-mediated signaling pathway; inflammatory response; cellular response to lipopolysaccharide. The transcript has 7 exons. Bases 664 to 1461 code for a protein of 265 amino acids. Gene Ontology annotation, molecular function: cytokine activity. The record is from RefSeq and is a predicted model, not a curated record.